Messenger RNA from Galendromus occidentalis (western predatory mite), 1321 nucleotides. RefSeq lists its product as uncharacterized. The record is from RefSeq and is a predicted model, not a curated record. NCBI's taxonomy places the organism in Eukaryota, Metazoa, Arthropoda, Arachnida, Mesostigmata, Phytoseiidae. The transcript has 18 exons. The coding region runs from base 166 to 1281 and encodes 371 amino acids.
CGCGUGUGCUCCAGAAGCGUUUCAAAAGAUUUCGCUGAUCGGGUCGAAAUCGGAAUGACCUCGAAAUCAAUGCUUCCGAUGGCCUACUCACGCGCUACCCUCACGGAUCGCACCACGUGGUCCAGCCCGGCAUGUCAGGCUGUGGAUCCAACCUGAUUGAGUGAAAUGGGAAAGAAAGGGAAUGAUACGUGGAAAUACAGGGCUCGGAUUCCCCGGCGGAACAGAUCCUUGUCCUGCGCCUUCACCCUGGAGUCCUGGAGAACCCUUCAUGUGAAACCUAUCGGGCUCGAGGAGCUUGUCUCAUAUUCGAGCGUAGGAGCGGACUUUGCUGCAGACAUGGAUCUCUUGGAUCCUAUACUGUCCCCAACCGAUCGAGCUGAAACCUCGUGCUCACGAAGCAAUCGAUCCGAGAGUCGUCUCGUCCUCGCUCGUUUGCUCCAUCGACGGCGAGUUUCUGCACCCAGUUUGAGCGAUACAGUCCCGGAUGCCCGAUUCCGAGAGCAUAGGUUGGGCAAAAAACGGGCAAACAUGACCAUGAGGUUACAUGAAGCCGCGGGAGCAGAACUCUGGCCUUCCCACGACGCGUCUCACGUGGGGUUCUCGACAUCAUGCGAUGAACGUCAGCAGUCCAUCCUGCAUGCGGAACCAAGCCUCAUCACGGGGAAUCCUUCGUUUCGGAAAACCGGGCCGCUCAACUCCGGGCUAGAUCAAUGUAAAGUGUUUGUGUAUGCGGAACUCGGACCUCCCAGGCCUCGAAUUUCACGCUUAUUCCGAACGAGGGCUCGCACGAUCAACCGCCGUAGUCAGCCGGAACUUCCGAAUUCACCUCGAACAGGUCACGAUACUCCAAGUCAUGGGCUCGUCAGCUUCCUCCGGUGCUCUUCGCGAAAGGUCCGAUUUUCCGAGCUACUUCGGCUCAACCUACAACUGGCACCUGUUGAAGGAGACCGCCAGCGCGCAAAAUCCGAACUUCGGUUCGAUUCAAUUUCUGAUCGAAAUGUGCUCCGUCCUCACCAGCGGAUCGGAAAGCGUCCCCUCACCACUGGAGGAAUUUGUGAAUUUGUACAUGGAUUCACGUGUAAUGCUCGUGGCGGAAUUCCUUCAUGUCAAAGGAUCGCGUUCUCCCGGAAUCGAGGGUGCCGAGCCUCUCACAUCCCGUUCUUUCGUUCGGCGUCGAACUCGGCUCCCCACACGAUUCAAGACGCGACUAGGAACAUACGAUCUCCCGAUCCCUCGGAAGCUUCGUUGGAUGGAAUGUAUUCCGAUCUUCGCCCGGGCUGAAUCACCAUCCGACGGAGGUGAGGAGGCCAGGAAACAUGUC